AUGGAUAUUCCUGAAUUUUAUCGAAAUCGUGAAAUAUUCGUUACGGGAGCUACUGGUUUUGUAGGAAAAGACAACUUUGGUGACGUCACUGGGAAAGUAAAUAAGGUGGAGGAGAAAGCGAAUCUCUUCUUUAAUUGUGAAUGUUUAUCAUUGUUUGACUUGACUGCGUUAAAGUUCUUUACAAAGCUUUUCGACGAAGUGAAACGUAAUAUACCCGAUAUCUUAAAUAGAGUCUGUUGCAUUGAAGGAAAUAUAUUACAAGAUAAUUUAGGAAUGUCCCCUUCAGAUAUAGAUUUGGUAACGAAAGAUGUUUCGGUGGUAUUUCAUGUUGCAGCAUCUGUUAAGUUCGAAGAACCAUUUCGUAAAUCUUUCAGUAAUAACGUACAAUCGACGAAAAAUGUGGCCGAUGUUUGUCGUCUUAUGAAGAAUUUAGUGUCUUUUGUUCAUGUAUCAACUGCUUAUUGCAACUGUGAGAGAGACGAAUUAGAUGAAAGAAUAUACCCACUUUCACGAAGCUAUCAAGCAUACAAGAAUGUUUUAGAUUUAGAAAACGAUGAUUUUAUGGAAAAAAUUGCUCCGAAACUCCUCGAGGGACGACCAAAUACUUACACAUUAACAAAAGCUAUUGCAGAAAAUUUAUUAAAUACCAGUUAUAGGGAUUUGCCUAUUGUUAUUGUUAGACCAUCCAUCGUAAGUUCGAGUUGGAAAGAACCACUUCCUGGAUGGAACGAUAGUUUAAAUGGCGCUAAUGGUCUAAUCGCAGCGGCAAUGAAAGGAAUUUUGAGGACUAUGUUAGUCCACGGAGAAAAGAUUGCAGAUUUAAUUCCAGUAGACAUAGUUGUUAAUUUAAUGAUAACCGUAGGUUGGGAGAAAGGUCUGGUGCCUCAUGACAGGUAAUUAAUAUUUGUAAAGUAAUAAAGAUGGAAAAGAUAUGUUUAUUCUGACAGCUUUGUUGACAACUGCUACGUUUAAUUCUUUUCAACCUCUUGAGGUGUUAAUACGAACUUUUCUAUCUUUCUAAAAAUUCAUUCUUUUAUAAUAUAAGGCGAUUCUCUUGCUCGGCCCACGACUUCGACCCCUCUAUUCAUAAUAUAGAUUAUAUUAUAGAAUUAUGCAUUAACUGUGUAGAAAUCUUCAGCUUUAGUAUUUCGUAAACUUUUAUUGCUUAAAUAUUGAUUAACAAUAAUAGCUUUUUAAAUAGACUAUACCUUAUUUUUAAAUUUUCUUCUUCUAAAAACUAAAAAUAUAAACGUUAUAUACAGUGGCGUAGCGUGGGUGUCAGCCACCCGGGGCAAAAAAA
Messenger RNA from Centruroides sculpturatus (bark scorpion), 1300 nucleotides. RefSeq names its product fatty acyl-CoA reductase 1-like. NCBI's taxonomy places the organism in Eukaryota, Metazoa, Arthropoda, Arachnida, Scorpiones, Buthidae. Bases 1 to 897 code for a protein of 298 amino acids. The record is from RefSeq and is a predicted model, not a curated record. The transcript has 8 exons. Gene Ontology annotation, molecular function: alcohol-forming very long-chain fatty acyl-CoA reductase (NADP+) activity. Gene Ontology annotation, biological process: long-chain fatty-acyl-CoA metabolic process. Gene Ontology annotation, cellular component: peroxisome.